AGGCGUCUUCGGCCGUGGCUUCUGUCAACCGUCCCUCUCACGUCUUUCUCUUAGCAAAUGGCCGAUAAGCUGUUGUGUGCGAUCUAGAAAUCCGCCGUUUGCGUAUUAGUUCUAACAGGUACAGUUCAAAAGAAUAUAAAGUUCAAUUAUGUCUGAUACAUGGGCAGAGGAAGUAGGGGCUGCUCCAGCCGCAAUCUCGGGAAAUGUUAUUCCUGAGAUAAAACUCUUCGCAAAAUGGAACUGCGACGACGUCCAAGUUUCGGACAUGUCGCUUCAAGAUUACAUUGCCGUUAAAGAAAAGAAUGCUAAGUACCUGCCCCAUUCCGCAGGUCGUUAUGCGGCCAAACGUUUCCGCAAGGCGCAAUGCCCCAUUGUGGAAAGAUUGACCAACUCAUUGAUGAUGCAUGGCAGAAACAACGGCAAGAAAUUGAUGGCCGUUCGUAUCGUUAAACACGCAUUUGAAAUUAUUCAUUUGCUUACCGGAGAAAAUCCUCUGCAGGUUCUGGUUACGGCCAUUAUCAACUCUGGCCCUCGUGAAGAUUCUACUCGAAUUGGUAGAGCCGGUACAGUAAGGAGACAAGCUGUCGACGUCUCGCCUUUGAGGAGAGUGAACCAAGCCAUUUGGUUGCUUUGCACUGGAGCUCGUGAAGCUGCUUUCAGGAACAUCAAAACCAUUGCUGAAUGCUUAGCUGAUGAGUUGAUCAAUGCUGCUAAGGGUUCAUCUAACUCGUAUGCCAUCAAAAAGAAGGAUGAAUUGGAGCGAGUUGCCAAAUCCAACCGUUAAAAGAAUAGAUGUAAUGUAAUAAAAUAUAGGAAAUCAUAUGAAAUGUAUGCUUUGCUGUAUUUUAUUACGGAAAAUAAAGUUUUUUAAGAUCCAA
Dendroctonus ponderosae (mountain pine beetle) is the source of this 878-nucleotide messenger RNA. Its product is annotated as 40S ribosomal protein S5. The transcript has 6 exons. Gene Ontology annotation, molecular function: structural constituent of ribosome; mRNA binding; rRNA binding. Gene Ontology annotation, cellular component: cytosolic small ribosomal subunit; ribosome. The record is from RefSeq and is a predicted model, not a curated record. Lineage: Eukaryota; Metazoa; Arthropoda; Insecta; Coleoptera; Curculionidae. Bases 149 to 784 code for a protein of 211 amino acids. Gene Ontology annotation, biological process: ribosomal small subunit assembly; translation.